Vespa mandarinia (Asian giant hornet) is the source of this 2196-nucleotide messenger RNA. Its product is annotated as sodium-dependent nutrient amino acid transporter 1-like. Lineage: Eukaryota; Metazoa; Arthropoda; Insecta; Hymenoptera; Vespidae. Gene Ontology annotation, cellular component: plasma membrane. The record is from RefSeq and is a predicted model, not a curated record. Gene Ontology annotation, biological process: nitrogen compound transport; sodium ion transmembrane transport; amino acid import across plasma membrane. Gene Ontology annotation, molecular function: amino acid:sodium symporter activity; L-amino acid transmembrane transporter activity.
GGAAAUUCGCAUUCAUUGGGCGUGCGCGAUAAUGUUUCUGCGUGAGAAGAAAACUGGAAUGCGCAUCAAUGAAUGAAGGAGAGAAAAAGAGAGAGAGAAAGAGAGAAAGAGAGAAAGAAAGAGAAAGAUUAUAACUUCGGUGCAACGAACAAAAUCAACUAAUACAUUUGUUCGUUUUCUCAAGAUAAACAAUAAGGAAUCACAAGAACUACACGUGAACUUCAAUUAUUUCCACAUAAACCUCAACGAUCUCUUAUUUGAAAAGUAGAAAGUAUCUUGAUAUACAUGGGGAAAAAGACAUAUCACAUUAAAAAUGGAAUUACUAAUCAAGGUUUCACUUUGGAUGAUAUCACAGAAUAUAAUGGCAAUCGAAAUGAUUCUAAUUCGAUUUCUAAAGAGACCACGGAAAGAACACAAUGGGGAAACGAUAAAGAAUUUUUGAUGUCCUGUAUAGCCAUGUCGGUUGGAUUAGGAAAUAUUUGGAGAUUUCCGUUCACCGCUUACAAAAAUGGUGGCGGUGCGUUUCUUAUACCUUAUAUAAUAAUUCUCAUUGUUGUUGGAAAGCCAUUUUAUUUAUUGGAAAUGACUUUGGGUCAAUUUUCAAGUCGAUCUGCUAUCAAAAUUUGGGAGAUAGCGCCUGCCUUAAAAGGUAUUGGUAUUGCCCAAUUUCUUACAUUGUUGGCAUUAACAUCAUACUAUUGUUCCUUGAUGGCAUUGACCCUGUUCUAUCUGAUCGCCAGUUUUCAAUCAGAAUUACCUUGGGGUAAAUGUAAAAAGGAAUGGGGCGAAUAUUGUGUGAAUUCAUCGAAAGGAAACGAUACUGAGGUUACAUCCAAUGGUAUGAGCCUAUCCAACGUCACUUAUCUCAGUUCGGCCGAAUUAUAUUUUUACAAGGAGGUAUUACGUGAAAAGGAGAAUAUUGAUGAUGGAAUUGGAUUACCCGAUUGGCGUUUAACAAUUUGUCUGUUCAUCAGUUGGCUUUGUAUAUUCGUUAUCGUCGUUCGUGGAGUUAAAAGUUCUGGCAAGGCUGCUUAUUUCACAGCUAUAUUCCCUUAUGUUGUUAUGCUCAUACUGUUCAUCAGAGCUGUUACAUUGAAUGGCUCGGCCAAUGGUAUACUUUACUUUAUUACUCCCGAUUGGAAUAAAUUAUGGACGUCCAGUAUAUGGUACAAUGCAGUGGCACAAUGUUUCUUUUCAUUGACCGUCUGUUUUGGCGCUGUUGUCAUGUUUGCAUCUCACAAUAAGAUUGAUCAUAACAUUUAUAGAGAUGCAAUGAUAGUGACAACACUAGAUACCUUUACCAGUUUUUUAGCAGGCUGUACGAUAUUUGGUAUUCUUGGUAAUUUAAGCUAUGAAUUAGAAGCUAAAAAUAUUGGUACAGUAGUACGCGGUGGAACAGGAUUGGCAUUCAUUUCUUAUCCAGAAACAAUCGUCAAGUUCGAUUUUCUACCACAAUUCUUCGCUGUUGUCUUCUUCGUAAUGAUUUUUGUUCUUGGAAUUGGCAGCCAAGUUGGACUUACCUCAAGCAUAAUAUCGAUCAUCAAUGAUCAAUUUCCAAGAUGGAAACAGUGGCAUAUUGCGAUUGGAACAUGCUUCCUAGAGUUUCUUAUUGGAUUACUUUACGUUACUCCGGGUGGACAAUACAUGGUAACCUUCAUAGAUUAUUAUGCCACAUCGUUUCUUGCAUUCAUACCAGCCAUUUUUGAAAUGAUCGCUGUAUCUUGGUGUUACGGAAUAAAUAAUUUCCUCGACGACAUUGAAUUUAUGCUAAAUCGAAGAUUGUCGAUUUUUUGGAAAGUCUGUUGGAGUUUUUUAACUCCUGCGAUAAUUACAGUGAUUUUUAUUUAUAAUAUGAUUAAUUUGGAAUUAUUAACUUACAACAAUUUUAAUUAUCCUGACAUAGCUUAUGUUGUUGGCUGGAUUCUUUUUUCUAUUGCUGUUUUGCAAAUACCUUUAUGGAUAUUAAUCGCCAUAUUUAAAAAGAGACAUUUACCUUUUCUUGAGAUGAUUUCCCAACCAUUUAGACCUUCAAAAUAUUGGUGUCCAAUGAAUGAAGAGACGAGAAGAAGAUGGUUAGAAUUUAAAGAACAUCGGCGAAAAUUGAAAGAAGAGGAAAGCGACAAUGAGAACGAAACCAUCUUUUAUAAAUUAUUCAAAUCUAUUACAUGUCGGUAGUAUUGAAAUGAAAUGAAAAUU